Microthlaspi erraticum is the source of this 345-nucleotide messenger RNA. The record is from the annotation of a GenBank genome assembly. NCBI's taxonomy places the organism in Eukaryota, Viridiplantae, Streptophyta, Magnoliopsida, Brassicales, Brassicaceae.
AUGAGAUCCACAGUUAAAGUAGCUCAGGUUGGAGCCGAUGAUUAUCCAGCUUCCGGUCAUAAUUCACCACUCCGCCACCUCGGAUUCCCUGACUUUCCGUCUUUCCAAGAAGCAGUAGCAGCGCCGCCGCCUCCUCCGCUUGAUAUGCCUCUGUUUCCACCGCCGCCAACAUUUCCCAAUCUUGAAAGCCCUAGGAUUCCGGUACCGGAUUGGCCUUCCCUCCCCGGUUUCCUGCCAUUUCCGUCCAAAGAUCAGGUCCCUCCUUCGGAACCCUUUGGUCCAAGAUUUGACGAGUCCGACAAUUGGCUGCCUUCUACUCCAAGUAACCCCCAAGGGUUUCCAUAA